Molecule: messenger RNA, 1284 nt
Organism: Fusarium falciforme
Lineage: Eukaryota; Fungi; Ascomycota; Sordariomycetes; Hypocreales; Nectriaceae
Product: HET domain-containing protein
Exons: 1
Coding region: 1-1284 (427 amino acids)
Source: RefSeq, a predicted model, not a curated record
AUGGAUACCACAGUUUGUGAGGACUGCGGAGACUUCGUCCGGCGCAACUACGCCGAAGUCUUUGGCAGUGCAGAUGACAAGAGACUCGUCGCCAAAGUUCUGGGUGCCGCUGAAACAGGCUGCCGGCUCUGCCAAGCUAUAGUGAACAAGUUCAAGUCACUCCAGCCAGAUCUGCUCUUAGUCGCCCACGCAAACGGUCAACGGGCUACGUUCCACUGGUUCGCAAGGCCAUACGGGAAUUCGAACAUAAUCUCACCGGAAGAUUGGGAAAGAACCUUCUUGGCUGUCUCUAUCUUGGAAUUGAAGGUCGAAUUCCGCAUGUGGCGCGUGACAGAUGGGUCCGCAGCAAGAGCCUCAUUUGAUGAUCAUAACACAGGUUCGGAACCUAGUUUCACGAGGGCGGCCAAGUGGUUGCGCGAAUGCAUGCGGGAACAUGACAACUGCAACCAAGUCAAUAUUCCUAGAGACUGGGUCCCACACCGACCGCUCAACACUGGAUUAAGGUCUCCGUUCCCCGACAUGAUUAAACUCGAAGAGACCAAGGGCUGGCAAACACCCGUGCGAUAUGCCGCAUUAAGCCAUUGCUGGGGCGAUAUACAGCCUCUCAAACUGCUACAGAACAACCUGCAUACGCUUGUACAUGGGAUCCCCUUAGGAGACCUGCCAAAGUCUUUCCAGGACGCGGUUCAUACAGUUAGAAUGUUGGGAAUCCAAUAUCUUUGGAUAGACUCCCUAUGCAUCAUUCAAGACUCGAAGAAGGACUGGGAUGUUGUGUCAUCUCUAAUGACAUAUGUUUAUGGCGGAAGCAUGCUGAAUAUUGCGGCGGCUGCAUCCAACGACUGUAUGGGUGGAUUGUUCCAAAAUCGACAAUCUUCUUACUUAGGCCCCUGUUUGUUGUCGGUGGCAAGCCGGGAUCGAGUAUCGAUAUUACGUUAUCAACUGUACGACAGAAAUCUCUGGAAUGCCGAGUUCGAAUCCGCCAAGCUCAACACACGGGCCUGGGUAGUGCAGGAGCGCAUGUUAUCACCCCGCACGCUUGCUUUCACCAAGACGCAGCUCUUCUGGGAGUGUAGGUGUAAGCGAGCCUGUGACGAGUUCCCUUCAGGCUAUCCUGUCGAGUAUUUUGAUAAGCCACCGAUGACCUUCGAGCUGCCCAGUCUUGAUAGCAAACUGAAGACGCAGGCUCUAAUCGGCAAGGAAGAUAGCCGACUAGGCGAGAGCCUUACAUGCAGCCCAGUCUUGCCUGGCACAACCUGGUUAUGCUGUAUUCAAGACAGAACAUAA